Messenger RNA from Marchantia polymorpha subsp. ruderalis, 1255 nucleotides. The record is from the annotation of a GenBank genome assembly. Lineage: Eukaryota; Viridiplantae; Streptophyta; Marchantiopsida; Marchantiales; Marchantiaceae.
CGCGACCGCAGCAGCAGGCUCGAGGGCUGAUGCGAGGCUGACUGCGCUGCCGCAGUCAGGCCCACGCGGUCGCUAAACGAUAAACGGCGUCGUUUGGGCAUGGUCCCCCAUCGCUGCGGGAAGUGCGUUCUUCGAGGCCUUGUUCGUCGAGGGGCGAACGCUAACUAACCUCUGACGCCGGGGACCUUGAGCCCCGGGGCGAAGGCGCUGUUCAUGCACCUUUCUGUGAUGUUUCUUUCUCGAGAUAGUGCUGCAACGAUGACAGUGGAGCUUCGGUGGGAGUUGUUAUGCAGCGCUUGUGCUGCUCUCUACAGUCAACUUCAUCUGCGAGUGCUACUCUCGGGCGUACGUUCCGCACCCGAACUGUUGAUUCGGGUCGGUUUUGAAUCGGACGAGCUCGAUGCGCUAAGCGUUGACUUCUUUUAAAAUCUUAUCGGGUGCCCACAAUAAAAUGAUAUGGGGGUGGGUUAAGUUUCCUAGAAACGCGAAAAAUGGUUCAACAAGAUUCAAGAAAGCAUAAAAAGGUGGAAAAGGCAACAAACGGCGAACCAAGAUGUACCGGAUUUUCAGUUCACCAUCUGUUCCUUUCGAUAGGGGAAUGUGUCAAGAUUAUAUGGAGUUACGACUUCGUGAAGCGCUGAAGAUUACAAUUGCCCGAGUCACCAAAAACGGGAAGCGAACGACUAUGCGACGAGUCACGGGCGCACGCACGCUGGUCGCGCCUGGAGAAUGAAAGCGGAGAGCAUUACGACUGUAUUUACUGAGGCCUGGGCUGCAAAUAUAUACCGCUUGGCAGGGGAGUUAAAGUGAGAAGCCACAUACCUGGAUAAUAAAUCUACCUCGUCCUGUAGUUCCUUCAUGCGUACAUAGUACAUACAAUUUUGGCACGUACAGCUGCUGCGGAUCACUAUUACGGGGCCAGUAGGAUUACUCAUUAGAUUAAUCUUAAAUGCUGAGGGGAUAAACAAACCAUCGGACUGAACAGGAUGAGACACUGUGGACUCAGUGUGGAGCAUGCCGGGCAUUUGGAGGUUUCCAAGGCUUCUUCUUCUCAUCUUCUCUUCAUUCACUGCCCUUGUCACAGGUUUAUGGCGUAAGUGCAUCUUGAUUGAUGCUUGUGUAAUAGUGAGUGCGAUAUAUCCACAGCGAAAACGCGCAAAGAAUCUAAUCACAAUUCAACAUUCUCUAAAUCUGUGAGUGGAAGGCGAGAUCUGUCCUCUCACUGGGAUGUAAGAGAUGGAGAGAGAGAGAGAGG